Messenger RNA from Spathaspora passalidarum NRRL Y-27907, 2016 nucleotides. It is a transcript of the gene MNN14, whose product is annotated as Mnn14p. Gene Ontology annotation, biological process: protein O-linked glycosylation. Lineage: Eukaryota; Fungi; Ascomycota; Pichiomycetes; Serinales; Debaryomycetaceae. The transcript has 2 exons. Gene Ontology annotation, cellular component: Golgi apparatus. Gene Ontology annotation, molecular function: alpha-1,3-mannosyltransferase activity. The record is from RefSeq and is a predicted model, not a curated record. Bases 1 to 1953 code for a protein of 650 amino acids.
AUGGCCAAUCGUUGCAAGGCGAUUAGUCAAGCGUACUUGUUGAAGGUUGACCUGAACGAUGCCGAUAUAACUAACGAGAACUUGUUUCAUAUCCUCCAGCACCUUGGACAACCAGAAAGGUGUAAGUUAUAUUUUAGCAAUGUUUAUUCGUUGGACCAGAUAGUUGAUCCAACUCGUCAUAUCGACUUUACCAAGCUUCCAAGUUUUGAAGAUUUUGAAAAAGAACAGAUUAAAAAAUUGCAAGAAGAAAGUGAAAAGAAAGCUGAAGAAGAAAAUGAAAACAACCUGAAUGUGAAAUUAGAAAUCACCCAGGAAAUAAAAGACCAAAUGAAGCAAGACUACGAAAAUCUCAAACUCAAGGUAAUUGAGGAAGAACAAAUCCUUCAUGACUACUUGACCCACAUCAAAGUAUUCAACAAAUGUUACCUUGAGGACUACAACAAAACUACUAUAAACCACCAACAGGGGUUAUUACGAGGAUUCAAGUACAAAUCCAAGCAUUCCUUACCAAAGCCAGUAUGGGGGUUAUCAGUGAAAAAAUUAGAACGAAAGGUGUUUCCCUGGUUGAGUCAGAAAUCACCAAUCUAUGAACUGAAUAAUGUAGAAUACACAUUAUUAAACUCAUUCAAAGGAAGUUUCUUGAAAGCAUUCCAAAAGAAACUCUCAGGAAAGGGAAUUGUGUUGACUAUUUCUGAUGCUUUCAGUGAUGAGUGCAUCAGGUUAAUUCACUUAUUAAGGUUCCUCAAUAAUAAACUUCCCCUUCAAAUAGUCCAUACUGAACAAGACUUAUCGGGUGAAAUUAAGUAUCAAAUACGUCAAGCAUGUACCCAACCCUUCCAUAAUUUACCCAAACAGAGUAUAACGUUUGUGGACGUAACCCCGGCAAUCCACCCGGACUACUUGCACAAAUUCGGCGGAUUUGCCAAUAAGAUUGUGGCCACAUUGUUCAAUUCCUUUGAGGAAAUGAUGCUAAUUGAUGCUGACACCGUGUUGGCAAAAACUCCUGAAUCUUUUUUCAAAUUGAAAAAGUAUCGCUCCUCUGGUGCAUUAUUCUAUCGAGAUCGGGCAGUGCCUGAAAUUAGAACUGAAAACGACAUUAGAUUCUUUGUCAAGUUGAUGAACAGCCAAUUAGACACCUUAUUGUUUGAUUUGAAACCAGCCACUUCGAAAACCUGGAACAAUCCCUUCUUCAAACAACAUUUAAACCAUGUCAUGGAAAGUGGGUUGGUCUUGAUCAAUAGAAAGAAACACUUUGGGCAACCAUUAAUCAUGUCCAAUAUGAAUUUUUAUUUACCAUUUGUAUCAAGAUUAUACGGAGAUAAGGAAUUGUUUUGGAUGAGUUUGGUGCUUAGUGGCGAUGAAAGCUUUGAGUUUAAUACUUUACCCGCGGCCGCCAUUGGAGAAAUCACACCCAAUGAAGAACGAGAGAAUGAUAUCGGGAGAAAAGGUGUAGUCAAAGGAAAAGAGCUUUGUGCAAAUCACCCUGCUCAUAUUAAUGACGAAGACAGCCAUACCUUGUUGUGGUUUAAUUCCGGGUUCAAAUUCUGCAGUAAGACAUCCACUGUCAACUUCGAAGAAGAUUUUGCCCGCAACCAAAGAUAUACCAAGUUUAAACACUUCGACCAAUUCAGAACCUUUUUUGAAAGUAAAUUAAUCAUUAAAGCCGCCAUUGUCCCACCCAGUGAGAAGUUGACGGUUCCCAUUGGUGAACAAGUUGAUGGUGAACCGAAUGUUGCCUGGGUUAAUAAUCGUGGUUAUUGUUCAGGGUAUACUUGGUGUGCAUAUAGUUCUAUAGGUCAAGCCAGGAAAUCCCAUGGAGAAGUUGGGACAAUUAUUGAGUAUCAGCCUGAAGAAGUAGAAUAUUUUAAACGGUUAGGGGACAUUUGGAUGAGUGAUUUUGAUUAUCGAUCCAACGAAAAGAAAGAGAUCGAUAGACAAGAGGGACAACAAUAAGCUUAGCAUACAAUAUACAUUUUAAUUACAACAGUAUCUAGGGAAAAAAAAUAGGCAUUCUCU